CACGGUUUAGUUACCGCUUUGGGAUCAUUAAGCGCACAUCGCUUUAGUUAGCCGCACGAUCGGUUCGUCGCUUGUCGCUAUCUUCAGAGGCACUUUUGUUGUUGGCUUUGUUGCGCGCGCACAAAGCAAAACUAAUUAAAAGUGAACACGAAACCAUGUAAACAACAAUAACAAACAACAACUAAUUAAUAAAUCAUCUUCGAAUUCAAAGUAACAGCUAAAUAAUCGCAUCUAAUCAAAAGUCGCGAUUCGCAAAGUGCAACAACAAUUAUAUUGACAUACAUAUGCAAAUAUUAUUUUGUAAAUAUUUUGACGGAAUUUCGCCGAAAAUUGUGUUAUUGUAGUUGCCACGCGUUUAAGUGUUAAGUCGAAAUCGUGCUUUAUAUUUAGAAUAAGCACUCUGUGUUAAGCCAGCGCUCACCUGUUGCCUCUGUGUGUGUACGUGUGUGUAUCGGGCCACACGUGAGAUUAUCGAGCGGCUUUAUUAAAGACUUAAAAAUGGCUCGCCUUACUUUCCUGUUAGCCACACUGCUGCUAAGCUGUCUUCUGCUGAACACUAGUGUGGAUGCUAAAGAAUACAUGCGUUGCCAGUUGGCGCGAGAGCUUUUGCUAAAAUACGGUAUCAACAAAACGUUUCUCUCCAACUGGAUUUGCUUGAUCGAGCACGAGAGCAAGAGGAACACCCAAGUUGUGAAACGAAAUCCUAACGGCAGCGCCACUUACGGACUCUUUCAGAUAAGCAGCAAGGAAUGGUGUCGCGUUAGUCGCAAAGGUGGCCUUUGCGAUAAGAAAUGUGAAGACUUCCUUGAUGACAACAUUGACGACGAUGUGGUGUGUGCGAAGCGAAUAUUCGAACGUGAUGGCUUCAAAAAUUGGCCCGGCUGGAGUGCCUCGUGCCGCAACACCCAGAACCUGCCGAACCUCGGCCUGGCGUGCAACAUACAGACAGUGUAAACGAUAGUGGAAUGGGGUGGAGGGUAGUGGCAUUUUGUAACUACGAAACAGCAAAAUGCUACACACACAUGUACAUAUGUGCGUCACAUUUUGAGUGCCUUCAUAGUGGGCAUCCACACAUACCAUUGGCAACGCUACUUACUGAAUAAAAUUACACAUAUGUGACCUGGUCUACGAAAAGGGGGCUUAGGUGUCAAAAAAAUCAAUUUUCACAUCAACACAAUUUUCUAUCCGAAAGAAAAAAACAGUUAUUUCCCAGAAAACUAGUUUUCGCACGUUAGCUCCCUUUUCCCUUUUCGUAGACCAGGUCACAUAUAUAAAUAUUGAAAAAAGGAAGAAAGGAUGAAAUAAUUUUUCUCGAAACAAUAUUAAGAAAUCAAAUACAUAUGUACAAGUAUAGUGUCUGAAAAAUUUGUUAAAGUCUACUUAUUAAAAAUACAAUAAUUUGCUAUUGAGA
Molecule: messenger RNA, 1411 nt
Organism: Bactrocera neohumeralis
Lineage: Eukaryota; Metazoa; Arthropoda; Insecta; Diptera; Tephritidae
Product: lysozyme c-1-like
Exons: 5
Coding region: 499-954 (151 amino acids)
Source: RefSeq, a predicted model, not a curated record